AUGGCACUCACCACUGACCCGACACCAGCCACAACAACGCUGACAGCAACAGCCAAGAAAGACAACCAAGCUUCAAUGCUAUUAUUGUCAUCUUCGUCCUCCCCCAACACAACCAGCUUGAGUACCGCUCUGGUCUUAAAGGGCAGCUCGAAGCCAUGUGAGUGUCCAACAAAACCGCAGCCACCAUCAACAUCAACGACCCUGAGGACAAAUGCCGUCACCGUUCACCCAGCACGCAAGCCUUCCAGACUAUCCAAGUACAACCACGAGCUCGAACCAAUAUGGGAAGAACCGGAAGACUUUUCUUAUCACGCCCGCACAACCGCCGACAAGAUCAACAACGGGUUUAAAGACACUGACGAGCGUAAGGUCAGUAACGGAAGCAUUAACAACAACAUUAACGAUAGGUCCAACAGCAGGAGUAGCAGUCAGGGUUCACAUUUGGCGUUUGCAACUAGUACUGGACAACGAUUGACCCAGCGACCCGCAGCCAGCAAGCCAUCACUUUGGCGUCGGAUCUUACCAUUUUAG
Exophiala spinifera is the source of this 531-nucleotide messenger RNA. RefSeq lists its product as uncharacterized. The record is from RefSeq and is a predicted model, not a curated record. Bases 1 to 531 code for a protein of 176 amino acids. NCBI's taxonomy places the organism in Eukaryota, Fungi, Ascomycota, Eurotiomycetes, Chaetothyriales, Herpotrichiellaceae. The transcript has a single exon.